AUGGCUCACACCGACGCUAUGCAGGAUAUCCUGCACCUUGAACUCGCCAAUGCGCUGCACAUCAGCACUGAGGAGUUGAACCUCGACCAAUCAUUCCUCGUGCAAGGUGGAGAUUCCCUCUCUGCCGUUCAGUUCCUUAGUAAAUGUCGUCUGCGCGGUAUUCACAUUGAUAUCGUGGAUACGGUGCAGUGCAAGACACUUGCUGAACUUGUUGAACGCAUCAUCUCCAAGCAUGAGAGCAACCCACACAAUUUGGACCGCGUUGGGAACAGUGACACUAGCACUUCUUCAUCGAGCUCCGAUGAUGCUGCUUCUGCUACGGGGUCUGAUAGCACCGAUACUGUUCCCGAUGCGCGGUUGAAGCAGCUGUCUCAAGACCCCGCGAGGCAGAUUGAGAGUAUCGGUCCUUGCUCAUCCAUGCAGAAUCGUAUUCUUAUCAGUCAGGCUGUUAACCCAGCUGCCUACCAAUGCCGCUUUAUUCUCAGGAUCAAAUCGAGUGUACCAGACUCUUUGACGGCUUCACAUAUUGCAAACGCUUGGCCUCGCAUUGUCGCGCGCCAUUCAAGUCUACGAACUACCUUUCUUGAGAGUGAGACUCGUCAGUCAACGUUUGACCAAGUUGUCUGGACAGAAGUCAACCCCAAAGUCACCAUCCUCCAAGAUGAAGCCCAAGUCAGAGCCGAUGGCAUGCUCAAUGCCUUUGAGAGCGGAAGUGUUCCCCAUCACAUGUACAUCUACGCUGCAUCCUCUUCAGAACUCAUUCUACGACUUGAAGUCUCACACGCCGUCAUCGACGGCCGCUCUGCAGAUGUUCUCCUGUACGACCUCUGCGCAGCAUACGAGAACCAACUCCCCGACACAAAAGCCAUGCCCUACACAGACUUUGUGCGCAUGGAGGAGGAGAGUUUUCAAGAUGUUGAGCGCAUUGCAGACUAUUGGCAGAAUUACCUAUGUGAUGCUGAGGAGACGUAUCUUGCAAGCAGUAAUAAGCCAAAAGCUGAACUUUACACGCUUCAAGAUCGUGUUGACAUUCCCGCUGAUGAAGCUCGUCGCUUCUGCGAUGCUUACGGCGUUACCCUCGUUAGUGUCUGUCAAGUUGCGUGGAGUAUCGUUCUUCGUCUCUUCGCAAUGAAAGACGACGUCACCUUUUCCUACGUAAACUCAGGUCGACAAACUGAUCUGCCCGGAAUUGACGGAGCGAUCGGUCUUUUCAUCAGUAGUUUGCUACUGCGGGUCAAGUUCAAAGACGACCCUACAGUGUUGGACAUGCUCAAGACUGUCACAGACGACGUUUUCCGUGGCAUGGCACACGACAAGGUCCCGUUGAUGGCGAAGGGAGCUAAGCUGCCUACAAGCCAUAAAUGGGGAAACUCAAUUCUUUCGUUCCGAAAGGAGUGGAAGCCCAAGUCUACUGGGCACAAAGAGCUCGAGAUGAGCUUUUUACGAGGUGUCAGCCCUACAGACUAUGAUCACUCGAUCAACGUUGAGAUCGGUGAAGGUGGCAUCGCAGUUGACUACGACAUCUGGACAUCCACCACCAGCCAAGCAGACGCCGCCAAGAUGCUAAACUGCUUCCUCGAAGCAAUCCGCUUCAUCAUCGCCAACCCAUCCGCCAAAGUCAAUUCUUUCGACGGUAUCUCCUCCAAAGACGCCCAGCAUCUGCGUGACGUCAAUGGCGAAGGCCGACAGCCCGUUGCAUCUUGUAUACACACGCUUGUUCAAGAGGUUACCGACCGUCAGCCUGAUGCCAUGGCGGUGUAUGCUUGGGAUGGAACCAUGACAUAUCGAGAGCUUGAUGCUGCGGCUAGUGGUCUUGCAGAACACCUUAUGAAGUUGGAAAUUGGAGCGGAGGUUAUGGUGGGCAUUUGUAUGGACAAGUCGCGAUGGGCUACUGUCUCUAUGCUCGCUGUUCUGAAGUCCGGUGGAAUUGUUCUUCCUCUGGGCGCAGACCAACCACUCUCCCGUCUUCAAACCAUCCUUACAGACACAAAAGCCCCCGUUAUCCUCGUUGAUAACGCUCAGCUCAAUCGCCUGAAGGACCUUGGUCCUCAACAACUCAUCGAAGUCAACGAGGCGCUCUUGAAAACCCUGCCCUCUGCAUCUCGCUCUGCUUGUACCACUGUUUCUACAAACAACGCAGCUUGGGUCGUCUACACGUCUGGCAGCACUGGUACACCAAAGGGUGUAGUUCUGCAACACUCUGCCCUCUGCACGAGUAUCACAUCCCAUGGAACUGCCUUUGGCGUCAAGGGUGCGCGCGUGCUGCAAUUCGCUUCUCACACAUUUGACGUGACGAUCCAAGAGGUCUUUACCACGUUAUGUAUGGGAGGCUGCGUCUGCGUACCUUCAGAAGAUGAUCGCGUCAACCAUCUCCAAUCCUUCAUCUCCUCCGCCAAAGUGGAUUUCCUCUCACUAACCUCCACUGUCGCCGGUCUUCUCGAUCCCUCCCAACUUCCACUGAUCAAGACGGUCAUCCUCAUGGGCGAACCCGUCAAACCCGCUGUUCUCGAUCUCUGGAAAGACCAAGCCUCCGUUCUCGAGUCCUACGCCCCAUCUGAGUGCAGUAUCUACGCUACUGUAUCACCCCAGCCAAUGAAACACAUCUCUCAGGUCUCUGUUCUCGGCAUCCCGCUUGCGAGUUGUUUUUGGGUCGUUGAUCCCAAAAAUUACAAUCGUCUUUGUCCAAUUGGCGCGCCGGGAGAACUCCUCAUCGAAGGCCCGCUUCUUGCGAGGGGGUAUUUGAACGAUGAGGUCAAGACGAACAAGUCAUUCAUCAUUGAUCCCGAGUUUGUGGGCAAGUAUGAUCUUGGGAGGGGGAGACGGAUGUACAAGACUGGUGAUUUGGUGAGGCAGAAUGAUGAUGGGUCGUAUACGACGUUGGGGCGACAGGAUACGCAGAUCAAGAUCCGGGGACAGAGAGUUGAGGUUGAUGAGAUUGAGCUGUUGUUCUGUACGUCCAUGGUCAGCUCGUUGCGGCGUUCAGUCUUUCCAAGCGACGGUGCUGCGUACAGCGGUGCAGCCUUGGACGGAGAGAACGCUGUGGACAAACCGGCUGCUAUGCUCGUCGCUUCAGAGGUUCAGCUUUACCUGUCGCAGUAUGUCCCUGACUACAUGAUCCCACGACUCUGGAUCCCCAUGGCCAGCUUGCCUAUCAAUUCAUCCGGAAAAGCUGACCGACGUCGCAUUUCCGAGUGGAUCAAGAACCUCGACCUGGCUUCCUACUCUGAUCUCGAGCACCAAGUCGAAGACGGUCUUCAAGUCACUUCUACUGAGAGACAGCUCCGAGAAAUCUGGAGCAACGUCUUGAACAAGCCCAUCAACCACAUUAGCUACCGUCGGUCAUUCCUCUCCCUCGGCGGCGACUCCAUCACAGCGAUGCAAGUCGUUUCCGCCUGUCGCAAACAAGGCCUUAUCGUAACCGUGCGCCAAAUCCUCCAGAGUCCAGCGAUAUCUGAGCUUGCGCUACGAGUCAAAGAGGCAAGCGAUAAAUUGGGCGACGAGCAACUCCCCAUUGAGAUCCCUGAUGAGCCGUUUGAUCUCUCACCCGCGCAGAAGAUGUUCUUCCAGGACAUUGCGCCCUCUGGUCUUCGAGCAGAUGGACCUCAUCGCUUCAACCAGAGCGUGUGCUUCCGCGUUCCUCAGAACGUUGCGGCGAAUACAGUUGCUCGUGCGAUUGAGACCAUUGUCACCAAGCACGCUAUGCUUCGCGCACGCUUCCAGACUGAUACAGACAGUCAAGGCUGGCAGCAGCGUGUUGAGAAGCAGAUCAUGGGAUCCUACCGCUUCCAGACUCACAAGGUGGCUGACGAUGCUGCGACAGAGGAGAUCAUCCGCCACUCACAAGGAUCCUUGGAUCUUGAGUACGGACCUGUUUUCGCUGUUGAUGUCUUUGAGAUGGAGGAUGCUCAACUGGUCAAUUUGACUGCGCAUCAUCUUGUCAUUGAUCUCAUGUCUUGGAGAAUCCUCGCAGCUGAUCUGGAGCACUUCUUGCGCUUUGAGACGCUGCAGCCUUCUUUGUCACUGCCUUUCCCUACUUGGACCAAGGCUCUUAUGAACCAGGCUAAGGCUAUUACAACGCCAGAGGAGAGCGACUUCGGGUCAUGGUCUUACUGGAGUGUUGAGCCUGGUACUUUCGUUCGCCAAGAUCAGAUCGUUGAGAAGCUGGCUAUUGACACAGACAUCAGCGCUCAGUUGCUAGGUCCAGCGAAUGAGUCGCUGCAAACUGGUGUCACGGAUAUUCUUCUCGCUGCUCUGCACCAAUCCUUCGCAGACGUCUUUACGGACCGACCUACCCCAACCAUCCACGUCGAAGGUCAUGGUCGAGAUGCAGGCGGUGAUGUCUCCGAGACUGUCGGUUGGUUCACAACCGUAACUCCCGUCAAAGUCACAACCACCAACACUGGCUUCCUCACCACGCUCCAACAAGUCAAAGACCACCGCAAACUCAACGCCGACACCACCGCCCUCGACUUCGCAGCAAAGUACAAGUCCCCCUCUCAGAACCUCGUCGAGAUCCUCUUCAACUACCACGGCCAAUUCCAACAACUCGAUCGCGCAGACGGUCUCCUCAGCAUUCACAAACUCCACUCCUCCGAGACUUCCAUCGGGGACAAAGUCCGCCAACAAGCCGCCAUAACAAUCGAAGUCUCCGUUGAGUCUGGACGAGUUUGCAUCAGUGUAGGUUUCAGUCGUCGCACACCUAAGGGCAACGAUGUGCGACGAUGGUUACAGCGCUAUGGAGAGGUCAUCACCUCUGCGGUAAGUGAACUAAUGAGUACAGAACGAACAGCUACGGCGAGCGAUUAUCCGCUUUCGCAUUUGAGUAGCACCGAUCUUGUUGCGCUGAAGAAGCAUAUUCUUGAACCGACGAGUCUUAGCUGGGAUGCUGUUGAGGAUAUACUGCCUUGCUCGUCUACGCAGCAGGGUAUUUUCAUCAGUCAAUUAAAAUCGCCUACUACAUACCGACUGAGACAGACGUGUCGCGUCAUACCCACUGCCUCUCAGGGCGUUGAUGUCAAGAGACUUGGAGAUGCGUGGCGACAAGUCGUUAGCAACCACUCCAUCAUGCGCACCAUCUUCACCAUGAUUCCCUUCAACGACCGGUUCUACCAAGUCGUUCUCAAGUCGGUUGAGCCCGACAUUCGACUUAUCACUUGCUCUUCUGAAGCAGAGGUUCAAGAGUGCAUUGCGAGCCAUGCGCUUAUGGAGGAUCAUCUCGGUCGACCUUCCCACCGGUUCUUGGUCAUCUCAACAGAAGACGGGCGUGUCUACGGACACUUUGAGAUCAGCCACGCAUUAGUAGAUGCAUCAUCCGUUCAACUCCUCGUCAAGACACUACUCCAAGCCUACGAAGGCGCCGCAAGCAUUUCUGGUUCUGACUAUGGGACUUACAUCUCAUUCUUAGAGCAAGGCUCCGAGGAAGAGGACCUGCGCUACUGGGAGAAGCGUCUAGCCACUGUUGAGCCCUGCCAACUCCAACUCGGCGAGGAUCUCACCAUUUCUUCAGAGGACGCUGGCCAUUCUGUGUCUACCGCAAUGCAGGACAUGAGAACCCUUCAGAAGCUCUGCCAAUCCAACGACAUCACCCCCGCCAACGUUCUCCAACUCGCCUGGGCGCUCGUCCUAUCCUCCCGCACACAGCUUGAUGAGGUAUGUUUCGGCUAUCUCUCCAGCGGCCGAGACAUUCCCAUCGACGGGGCGGAUACACUUAUUGGACCGAUGAUCAACAUGAUCGUGUGCAACAUUGCGCUGGACUAUUCUCAAACCUGUGUUGAUGCGAUGAAGGAUAUACAGGAUCGCUUCCUUGAUAGCUUUGAGCAUCAGCGUGUUUCUUUGGCUACCAUUCAACAUUCACUGUCGAUUUCCCAGCAAUCCCUCUUCAACACUACUGUCUCGUACGUUCGAGCUCCAAACUUGAGUGGUGCUGCGCGCGGUCUUCAGUCCAUUCGCUUGGAGAGGAUUGCAGCUGAUGAGUCUACCGAGUAUGACUUCAAUCUCAGCAUGCUAGAGACAGAGAGCGGCAUCGACAUCGCACUGCAGUACCUCCCCGGCGCCGCUUCCACAAAGACAGCCCAACGCCUUCUCAAUCACCUCAAGCAUGUUGUGCAGGUCCUCAGCACCAGCGACACUACAUCCCUCCUCGGCGAUCUCGAUCUCGUCCCGGCAGAAGACAAGCAGCUCAUCACCUCCAUCAACCGCAAGAUUCCAAAGUCUCUCGACUCUUGCGUCCAUCUGCUCGUCCAGGACAUGACGAACCGCCAACCCAACGCUCUCGCCUUCCACGCAUGGGACGGAUCAAUGACCUACCGCGAACUCGACCUCGCUGCUAGCACUCUGGCCAAACACCUCGUGACAAACCUCAACGUCGGGCCAGAAGUCAUGGUCGGUAUCUGCAUGGACAAAUCAAUCUGGGCAGCCAUGUCAAUGCUCGCAGUCCUCAAAGCAGGCGGUGUCGUUCUACCCUUAGGAGUCCAACAGCCUCUCUCUCGACUUCAGACUAUCCUAAAAGAUACGCAAGCCUCCGUUAUCCUCGUUGAUGCAAAGCAGAAAGCUCGUCUGGCUGGUGUUGACUCAGAGCUCAUUGAAGUGAACCGCCCGUUCAUGGAUGGUCUCGUGCCCGCUGAAUUCGGGUUCUCUAAUCCCGCUGUGCAGCCUGAUAAUGCGGCGUGGGUCGUGUACACUUCUGGAAGCACUGGUGUCCCGAAGGGUGUUGUGCUGCAGCACUAUGCGUUAUGUACUAGCAUGCGAUCUCACGGUGCGGCUUUCAGCCUUGUUCCUUCGUCUCGGGUGUUGCAGUUUGCUGCAUACACUUUUGAUGUUACUAUCCAAGAGACGUUUACGACGCUUUACUACGGAGGCUGCGUAUGCAUUCCAUCGGAGGAAGAACGUCUUAAUGACUUGGAGGGAUGUAUCGUGUCAAUGGACGUCAACUUCGUCUCCCUCACUUCAACAGUUGCUGGUCUAUUGUCGCCGUCCAAGAUGCCGCUGGUCAAGACUCUCAUCCUCAUCGGCGAGCCAGUCAAGCCUUCAGUCUUGGACCUCUGGAUGCCACAGGCAGCAUGCCUGGAUGCCUACGGACCAUCCGAGUGCAGUAUCCAGAGCGCCAUAUCUCCUGAACCAAUGACAGAUCGCCGUCAAGCCAUGAUCUUGGGUACACCAUUGGAAUCUUGCCGCUUCUGGGUCGUAGACUACCGCGAUCACAACAAAUUAUGCCCCGUCGGGGUACCCGGUGAACUCCUCAUUGAGGGCCCUCACCUCGCACGCGAGUAUCUCAACGACGCUACCAAGACCGCCAACUCCUUCAUCACCGACCCAGCCUUUCUUUCCGACCUUGGACUUGAGUCUACUGGUCGUCGUAUGUAUCGCGCUGGUGAUUUGGUGCGACAAAACGACGAUGGUACUUACUCCAACCUUGGCCGACGUGAUCAACAGAUUAAGAUUCGCGGCAAGCGUGUUGAAGUCGGCGAGAUUGAGUAUCACAUCUCCCGCCAUUCCUCCGGCAUUCGCGCCUGUGUUGUCUUCACCACCAGAGGAUCCAGCGAUGGUCAACUCGUCACUGCAUUCAGUGUUCCUCACGAUGACAAGGCUGCGCACGAUGAGACAGCCUACAACGGCAUCGCAGGUCGCGAUGGGAUCGACACAACAGCUGCACUGCUCCUGGCCUCCGAGAUCCAGAUGUAUCUCUCCCAACAUAUCCCCGAUUACAUGAUUCCCCGUCUUUGGAUCCCAAUGACUACUCUCCCUAUCAACUCCUCCGGCAAGGCUGAUCGCCGAGCUGUAACGGAGUGGAUCAACAGCCUCAGCCCAACAGAGCUCGCUUCAUAUUCUGAGCUCGAAAGCGCUGCUGAAGAAGCUAAUCUCAACGUUACUCCCACCGAGCAGAAGCUUCGUGAGAUCUGGAGCUCUGUUCUGAACGUUCCAAAUGUCAGCUACAGGCGAUCCUUCAUGUCGCUGGGUGGUGACUCGAUCACAGCUAUGCAAGUCGUCUCCGCGUGCCGUGAAAUCGGUCUUAUCGUUACCGUUCGCGACAUUCUUCAGAGUCCUGCGAUCUCGGACCUUGCGACGCGCGUCAAGGCUAGUGAUGGCGAGGUCUUCUCCACUGAGAUCCCUGAUGGACCAUUUGAGCUGUCGCCUGCUCAGAAGAUGUUCUUUGAGGACAUUGCGCCUGCUGGACUCAAAUCGGAGGGAUUUUACCGGUUCAAUCAGAGUGUUUGCUUCCGUCUUCAAUCUGCGGGCGUCAGCGAGGAAGCUGUCACUAAGGCUGUUGAGGCUGUUGUGACAAAGCAUGCUAUGCUGCGCUCACGCUUCGUGUCUCAAGAACAUGGCUACCAGCAGUGGAUUGAGAAGCAAGUCCCCGGUUCAUACAGGUUCAAAUCGCACAGCGCCAACGAUGAUACCGUCGUGCAGGCAAUCAUGCUCGAGUCACAGAGCACCCUCGAUCUCGAACACGGCCCAGUCUUUGCAGCCGAGUUCAUCCAGACUCCCGAUCGCCAGCUCCUCUUCCUGACCGCUCACCACCUUGUCAUCGACCUCAUGUCAUGGCGAAUCAUUGCCAAGGACUUGGAGCAGAUUCUUCAGGGUGGUUCCAUUGUUGCAUCGCAGUCUCUUCCAUUCCCGACGUGGAGCAAUGCUGUCCUUCAGCAAGCUCAGUCAAUUGACUCUCUUCCUGAGGCUGAUACCUCGGUUUCGUGGUCAUACUGGGGUCUUCAGCCGGGAGAGUAUAUCACAGAAGAUCAGAUUUUUGAGACUGUUCAACUGGAUGAGCAGGUCACCUCUCAGCUUCUUGGUCCAGCCAACGAGCCCUUGCGCUCUGGUGUCGCAGACAUCCUCCUCGCAGCUCUAUCAACUUCUUUCCGCCACUCUUUUACCGAUCGCUCCGGUCCCUCAAUCUUCAUCGAAGGCCACGGUCGCGAUACCCAAGCUCUGGACAUCAACUACGAUCUCUCCGACACAGUCGGGUGGUUCACAACCGUCACACCCCUCAGCAUCUCCGACGAAACCACUUUCAUCUCCACCCUCCGCCAAGUCAAGGAUGUUCGCAAACUCAACUCCGGCCGUGAAGUCCUCGACUUUGCAUCCCAGCGCUCUAGACCAAUUGAAGUCCUCUUUAAUUACCACGGUCAAUUCCAACAACUUCAGCGCUCAGGCGGUAUUCUCACUCUCGACAAGCUUCACCAAUCUGUUGGACAGCUUGAUGCUUCUGUUGGUGGCAAGGUUCGUCAACAUGCUGCUCUCAGUGUUGAAGUGUCGAUUGAUGAUGCGGGCACGACGCAUCUCAUGGUUGGCUAUCCUCGCCAAAGUCCCAAGAGCCAGGCCAUUCGCGAAUGGCUUGGGGAGUAUGCGCGUGCUAUUACACAAGGUGUUCAGGAGUUGGUGGGCGCUGAGCCGAUGUGUACGAUCAGUGACUUCCCUCUCGCUCAAUUGACCAACGAUGAUCUCGACACGCUGUAUCAGUACUGUCUCGCACCAGGCUCCAUCUCAUGGGCGAAUGUUGAGAACGUUCUUCCCUGCUCGCCGAUCCAACAGGGUAUUCUCCUCAGUCAAUUGAGAGCACCAUCACGAUACCGCCUCAAGCAGACUUGUCGCAUCCUCCCUGCCGACCCAUCAUCACCCGUCGACAUUUCUCGACUCGCGAAUGCUUGGCGACAAGUCGUUGGACAGCAUUCCAUCAUGCGAACCAUCUUCACCGGCGCCUUGUCACACCACGAUCGCUUCUACCAAGUCGUCCUCAAGGCGCUGGAAGCUGACAUUCAGAUCAUUGAGCCAUGUUCCAGUGAUGAAGAAGUCCAGCGAUUCAUCAAGCACCACGCUCUUCUCCAUGAUCCAGUUGGCCGUCCUUCGCACCGUUUUCUCAUUAUCCCUACCGUCGAUGGUCAUGUUUUCGGCCACUUUGAGAUCAGCCACGUUCUCGUUGAUGCUUCUUCCGUCCAACUCCUCGUGAACGAUCUUCUUGAAGCUUACGAGUCUCUUUCCCCCACCAAGACAUCAAUCUCUCUGUCGCGCAAGUCCGACUACGGUAGCUACGUCUCCUUCCUCGAACGACAUCGUUAUUCUGAACAAGAGGAUCUCCGAUACUGGAAAGAUCUUCUUGAAACUGCAGAGCCAUGCCAUCUCCAACUCGGCCAACAGCAUCACGACACCUCGGAGAUGGAGACAGCUCACGCCGUCACAGCUCACAUCCCCGAUAUCUCUGUCCUGCGCGAAAUGUGUCGCAACUACAACGUCACAGCCGCAAACGUAGCCCAAUUAGCUUGGGCUUUGGUGUUAGCUUCUCGCGUGGAAUUGAACCAAAUUUGCUUUGGGUAUCUUUCCAGCGGUCGCGACAUUCCCAUCGAUGGUGUUGAGAGGCUCGUUGGACCAAUGAUCAACAUGAUGAUCUGUUAUGUCCAAUUGGACUACACCUCCACGACUGUUGAUGUCAUCCGACAGAUUCAAGACCGUUUCUUCAAAGGCUUUGAUCACCAGCGCGCUUCAUUGGCGUCAAUCCAGCACUCUCUCCAAGGAACGCAGCAGCAAACGCUCUUCAACACCACCGUGUCAUACACCCGCGCACUAAACAUGGACGGUGCUACAGCUAAUAACUCGAUCAAGCUUGAGCGCGCAUCAGCCGAUGAAUCAACAGAGUAUGACUUCAAUCUAAGCAUUCUCGAAAACGACCAGAGUCUCGAUCUGGUUCUUCAAUACAUCCCCGGCGUCGCAAGCCACGAAAUCGCACAGCGUCUGCUCAACCAGCUCAAGCAUGUCAUCCAGGUCCUCAGCCAGCACACAACAUCCACCCUCGCUGAUCUAGACCUCGUCCCAACUGAAGAGAAGCAUGCUAUCGUCGCUAAGAACAGAGACGUUCCCAAGCCCGUUGAUUCAACCAUCCACGCUUUAUUCUACGAGGUUUAUGAGCGUCGACCGGAUGAGAUGGCCGUCUACGCAUGGGACGGCAUCAUGACCUUCCGCGAGUUAGAAGUCGCUGCUAGUAAUCUCGCCAGUUAUCUCAUGGAUCUCAGUGUCGGGCCAGAGAUCAUGGUCGGUAUCUGCAUGGAUAAAUCCCGCUGGGCUGUCGUCGCGAUGUUGGCCGUGCUCAAAGCAGGUGGUGUCGUCCUGCCCAUGGGCGUGCAGCAGCCAUUACCCCGAGUGCAGACCAUCAUCAUAGACACCAAGGCUCCAAUCAUCCUAGUCGACGACAAACAACUCGAGCGUCUCGCAGGUACAGGUCCUCGCCUCAUCAAAGUCGACGCCGCACUGCAAGAAACCCUCAAACCUAGUACAGCAGUCUGCUCUACCGUCACCACUGACAACGCCGCUUGGGUAGUCUACACCUCCGGAAGUACAGGAACUCCCAAGGGCGUUGUUCUUCAGCACUCAGCUCUAUCCUCUAGUAUCCGCUCACACGGCGACGCGUUUGGUGUACGUGAUGGAUCGAGGGUCCUUCAAUUCGCGUCGCAUACCUUUGACGUGACGAUUCAAGAGGUUUUCACGACGUUGUGCCAGGGCGGAUGUACCUGUAUUCCCUCCGAAGACGAGCGCAUCAAUCACUUACAGGCUUUUAUUGCCAAAGCAGAGGUCAACUUCUUGUCUCUCACCUCGACGGUCGCAGGCCUGUUGGACCCCGCGCAGCUCCCGCUUGUCAAAACAGUUAUCCUCAUGGGAGAGCCCGUCAAGCCUGCAGUCAUGGACUUGUGGAAAGACCAAGCUAUCGUGUUGGAGUCAUAUGCGCCCUCAGAAUGUUCCAUCUACGCGACUGUUUCACCAAGACCCAUGAGGCACAUCAGCCAAGUUCCUGUGCUGGGUAUCCCACUCGCCAGCUGCUUCUGGGUCGUCGAUCCAAAGGACUUUAACCGCCUUGUGCCCAUCGGUGCGCCUGGUGAGUUACUCAUCGAGGGACCACUGUUAGCACGCGGCUAUCUCGGCGACGAAGAAAAGACUGCGAAAUCAUUCCUGAUUGACCCUGACUUCACGAAGCAUCAUGGUCUUCAGCCUGGAAGAAGGAUGUACCGAACAGGCGAUCUCGUCCGACAAAACAGCGACGGUUCGUAUACCACCCUUGGACGCAGAGAUACACAGAUCAAGAUCCGUGGUCAACGUGUUGAAUUCGGCGAAAUCGAAUACUGGGUUGUGCGCUCAGCACCUGAAAUCUCUCAAGCAGCUGUCAUGCUACUCGAUGGCCCUGCCGGUCAAUCUUCAGUGCUGGCUGUAGCGCUGGAAAUAGCUGAUGGCGGGGAAAACAGCGCUGUGGAUAACAAUCUACAGGGCUUGUCGCAAGCUGAUCUACUGGAACCCACCAUCGCCAUGCGAGAGUCGUUCGAGGAAGUCCGAGGCCAUCUCAUCUCUGUUCUCCCGCGAUACAUGGUCCCUGAUAUCUUCAUUCCCAUGUCGCGAUUGCCUCUCAACUCUUCAGGAAAACUUGACCGCCGAGCGAUUGACCUGUUCUUGAAGGGUAUGAAGGCAGAGGAGCUCGACAUUUACCGUCCCAAUGCAGCGGCCAAGGCGGAUGUAUCUACCGAGACCGAACGACAGCUCCAACAGCUCUGGGCCAGCGUUCUCGGAAGACCAGCCAACACCGUCGGAGCCAAAGACAGCUUCUUCCAUCUCGGCGGCGACUCCAUCACCGCGAUGCGUCUCGUGGAAGCAUCCCGCAGCACAAACAUGCUCCUCCGCGUCGCCGACGUAUUCGAACACCCUCGCCUUUCCGAACUCGCCAGUAUUCUAGACUCGCGAAUGUCUGAGGGCCACGAUCAAUCAUCGCUGGCGUCAAUCCCGGCGCCGUUUUCUCUCUGGCCCGAACACGGCGCCGAGAAAGAAGUGGGCCUCCGGGCCGAGAUUGCGGAGCGUUGCGGUGUCAUGGCGGAGCAGAUUGAGGAUGUUUAUCCGUGCACGCCACUUCAAGAGGGAUUGCUUAUUGCUACUGCUCGACAGCCGAGUGCGUAUAUCAGUCGAAGAAUCUUUUCUUUGAGUGAUGAGAUCAAUGUAGCGAGACUGCAGGCUGCUUGGCAGAAGAUGGCUGAAGCAGCGCCUGUGUUGCGAACGCGUAUUCUACUGGGUCUUGCCUCUGGUUCAGUGCAAGUUGUUGUUAACGAACCACUUGAAUGGCACACUGCGUCUUCGCUGGAAGAGUAUAUCGACCACGAUAGUUCAUUGAGCAUGACAGAAGGUAGACCGCUCAUGCGCUUCGGUCUCGCGGAAUCCAACGGCGAGCGUCUUCUCGUCUGGACAGCUCACCACAGCGUCUACGACGGCUGGAGUUUAACAAUGAUGUACCGCCAAGUCUCCAACAUGUACUGGCACGACACGACACCACUCUCAGCACCAUACACGCCUUUCAUCGCCUAUCUCAGCCAAGCCGAUGCUACACAAGCAGCGACGUAUUGGCACGAGCAGCUUCAGGGUAACCCCACUACAUUCCCAGCUCUGCCAUCCGUGUGGUACCAGCCUCAGCCGCGACAGAAGAUUGUGCAGAGUCUUGACUUUAUGAGACAAGGAAAGUCUGAGGUUUCGCUGUCGAAUUUGCUGCGUGCUGCUUGGGCGCUUAUGGUUGCGAAGUAUUCGGGUAGUAACGAUGUCGUGUUUGCGGUGACGCUUUCGGGACGGAAUGCGCCUGUGCAUGGCAUCACUGAGAUGCUGGCGCCGACUAUUACCACUGUUCCUGUGAGGGUGCACAUCAAUUCGUCUAUCACUGCCAAAGAUUUCCUCCAGGCUGUUCAGCAGCAGGCAGCAGACAUGAUUCCAUUCGAGCACACUGGUCUCCAACGCAUUGCAGAGCUUGUCCCCGAUGCCGCUGCUGCACUGGACACGCAGCACCUCUUUGUCGUUCAACCUGCUGCCGACAGCGAGGAUGCAUCGGCUGAGUUCCCUGGCCUUGUGCAUCAACAGGACAUGUCUGAGCGAUUCGAUGACUACGCGCUUACCGUCGAGUGCAGCAUUAGUGCAAAGGGCAUCUCAAUCGAGUCCCGAUUCGACGACGCAGUCAUUUCAACAGCCCAAAUGCAGCGCAUGUUGGAGUCAUUCACUCACAUCGCCAGUCAAUUGGAGCAAGCUGAGAGUGCACCCGAAGGCACAAAGAUCUCCGACUUGGACGCUCUGAGUCCCCAAGAUCUAGAUCGCAUUCUCUCUGUCAAUACCGGUCCCGUCCCCAGCAUCGAGCGUUGUGUGCACGAGCUCAUCUUCGACAUGGUAUCCCAUCAACCCGACGCAACAGCCAUCAGCGCAUGGGACGGUACCCUCACCUAUAAACAACUCAAGCAUCUCUCCGGCAAGCUCUCCGACCAUCUAGUCAGUCUUGGUGUUCGUCACGGCACCAGCGUCGGCGUGUGCAUGGAUAAAUCUCAAUGGGCUGCUGUUUCGAUGCUCGCCAUCUUACGUGCCGGCGGUGUCGUCGUUCCACUGGGCGUCCAGCUCCCUCUUGGCCGUCUCAAGCUCAUUGUUGAUGAUGCAAAGGUCAGUGUUGUACUGGCUGAUGAGAAGCAAACUGAACGACUGGCUGGUCUGGGCCCCGAGAUGUUUACUGUUGAUGAGUCGCUGCGCAAGAGGGUCUCUUUCAGUGAUGUUGGAAUCCCAGAUAAAUGGUAUACUCGCGUCACCAAGAUCAACGUCAAUCAACCAGCCUGGAUUGUGUAUACCUCCGGCAGCACAGGUACUCCAAAGGGCGUGGUUCUCACCCAUGCCGGUAUCUCGUCUAGUCUGGAGAGUCAGAAGAAGGUCUUUGGUCUGAGCAAGAUGUCACGAGUGCUUCAAUUCGCAGCACAUACCUUUGAUGCUGCUAUCCAGGAGAUCUUCACUACGCUGUCUGCAGGAGGAUGUGUCUGUGUGCCCUCUGAGGAUGAGAGGAUGAGCGAUCUGGAGCAUUUCAUCAUUGAGAGGGCUGUUAACUUCCUGUCUAUUACGCCUACGGUCGCUGAGCUUCUCAAGCCAUCUCAGCUACCUAACAUUAACACGGUAGUCUUACUCGGUGAACCCGUCAAACCAUCAGUUCUUGACUUGUGGAUGGACCAUCACGCAGACAUCAUUGGUGGCUACGGCCCAACCGAAUGUUCCAUUUACGCCAUCGUUUCUGCGACCCCAUUCACAGACAGGAAGCAAGCCAACAUCCUCGGCGCUCCUCUACCAAGCUGCCGUGUUUGGGUCGUUGACCCCGAUGACUACAAUAAUCUUUGCCCCAUUGGCGCCCCGGGUGAGCUUCUCAUCGAAGGACCCCAGGUGUCGAAGGGCUAUCUGAAUGAUGCUGCCAAAACAGAUGGCGCGUUCAUCACAGACCCUGGCUUCACAGCGCGUUACGGGUUGGGUAGCGGACAUCGCAUGUACUGCACAGGCGACUUGGUUCAACAGAAUGAUGAUGGGACAUACACCAACCUCGGUCGGAGAGACACACAGGUCAAGAUUCGAGGUCAGAGAAUUGAGUUGGGAGAGAUUGAGUACUCAGUGGUACAAUCAUCGGAGGAUAUUAGAUCAGCUGCGGCUGUGUUUGUCAAGAGGGAGGAUAGGUCUAUGAUUGCAGUAGCGGUGGAAAUUGGAGGGGAACAGGUUGGAGAUGGAGUGUUGGCUCCGUCGGAGAAGCUACGAAAGGCGUCGGAAGAGAUUCGUGCGAAGCUGGCUGAGGUGCUGCCUCAGUACAUGAUUCCCGACUUCUUCAUCCCUAUGGCUAAGUUGCCCGUCAACUCAUCAGGCAAGCUUGACCGACGAGCAAUCACUGCGGUGUUGGAGGAUAUGGACGACGACAAAUUGGAGAAGUAUCGCCUUACGACAGGCGCUCAAUUGGUUCCUGUCACGACAAACAUGGAGAAACAGGUUCAGCAGCUCUGGAGCCAAGUACUCAGACGCCCUGCGGAGUCAAUCGGCGCAAGCGACAACUUCUUCCAUCUCAACGGGGAUUCACUCGCUGCUAUCCAGCUCGUCGCGGCUGCGAGGGCAGUUGGUCUCAAGAUGACUGUCGCUCAGAUCUUCCAGAGCCCCGUUUUGAGAGAUCUUGCCUCACAUCUCGAGCAGACUACUCACUCUCACGAUACGGCAAGCCAGCGUGUUGAGGGCGUCGAUGAAAUAACACAGGCCGCGAUCAAGGCUACUCUCCCAAGUCACUUCAGCGUUGAGAAGGUUCUCGAAACAACCGAGUUCCAAUCUCUUGUUCUUCAUGAACAUACACAAGGCCGAUGGCUCAUGCACGCGACAAUCACAUAUAACCAAAAAGUCGAUAAGCAGCGCGUCUACACAGCGCUCCAAACCACAGUGGCCAAGAACGAAGUCCUCCGAACGGUCUUUACCCAGUACUCCGGUAAAUCCUACCAAGCCAUCCUCACCAACUUCACCGUCCCAUUCGAAGAACACACUACGUCUGCCGACCUCUCCAACUUCUGCAAAUCUCUCAUCCAAGAAGAUCAGAAGAAACAUCUUGCGCUUCACGAGCCCCCCUUUAAAACGUGGUUCGUUCAAGGAGAGCACAAGGACAGUCUUGUGGUGAGGAUCUCCCACGCGCAGUACGAUGGCAUGUCACUGCCGAUCUUCUUCCAGCAGCUUCAGGCAUGGGGAGAAGCGGAUCUUGAGGUUGAGGCGCCACGACAGAUGUCGUAUUACAUUGAUGCGCUGAGAGCCAUUGACACGAAGCCUGCCAUGAAGUUCUGGGGCGAUUUGCUGGAGGGUUCGAGUAUGACUGGUCUACCUGGUGUUUCAAAAACAAGCAAGGCUGUGUCGGGCUCGUACGUAGUCAAGACGGUGCCGUCACCAAAGGUUGAAGGGUCGGGACUCACAGUGUCAUCGUACCUCAAGGCCGCUUGGGCAAUGGUUCUCGCCCAAGCAACAGGGACAUCCGACGUUGUAUUCGCCCAUCUUGUUUCAGGCCGCUCCCUACCAAUCGACGACAUCGAAAAAGUCAACGGCCCAUGCGUCAACCUCAUCCCCAUCCGUGUCAACACCGCUCAACCCCCCAGCACCAUUCUUCAGCAAGUCCACCAGCAGCACAUCUCAACUUUACCACACGAGCAUCUCGGCUGGGAGACUAUCUUCCGUCAGUGCACAAACUGGCCUACUUCCACAGACGUGCCUCGCUUCUCUUCUAUUCUGCAGUAUCAGAAUCUGCCUGAGACUCAGAAGAGCUUUGGCAUGCAUGGCGCUGAGUGUAGUGUUGACUAUACUGUUGUGCCGCCUGAUGUUACAGAUGUUUGGGUUACGGUUGAGCCGAAGGGUGGUGAGAUGGAUAUUGUAGCGGGAUACUCGGAGGAUGUUAUUGCGAAGGAGGUGGUGGAGGGAUUGAUGAAGGAUCUUUGUGUGGUGUUGAAGAGCAUUGAGGCUUGA
Messenger RNA from Fusarium verticillioides 7600, 17268 nucleotides. RefSeq lists its product as hypothetical. The record is from RefSeq and is a predicted model, not a curated record. Lineage: Eukaryota; Fungi; Ascomycota; Sordariomycetes; Hypocreales; Nectriaceae. Gene Ontology annotation, molecular function: catalytic activity; phosphopantetheine binding. The coding region runs from base 1 to 17268 and encodes 5755 amino acids. Gene Ontology annotation, biological process: amino acid activation for nonribosomal peptide biosynthetic process; secondary metabolite biosynthetic process. The transcript has 3 exons. Gene Ontology annotation, cellular component: cytoplasm.